Rotaria sp. Silwood2 is the source of this 1084-nucleotide messenger RNA. The record is from the annotation of a GenBank genome assembly. Lineage: Eukaryota; Metazoa; Rotifera; Eurotatoria; Philodinida; Philodinidae.
UAAUUUAAAAGUUGAACAAUUAUUAAAAUAUUAUAUUAUUCAAAAUUUAUAUGAAUUUCAAAAGGAAAUAGAACAUAAAAUAGAACUUGUUACAUAUGAUUAUCAAAUAGAAGCUAUCAAACAAGAAUUUAAUCGUCAAAAUUCAACUGAAUAUCAAAAAAAACUCAUGAAACAAUUAUGUCUAAAAAGAGACGAAAAAGAAACAACAGAACAAGAAUUAAAAUUCCUACAAGAACGUAUCGAUCAUUUUAAUGCACCGGAUCAAUCAUUUGAACAUUCAGCUAUAAUCGAUUCUAUUGAAAAUAUUGAAAUACGACAACAAUUACAGCAACAAUAUCGAAAAAUAAUUCAACAAGCCAAAACUGAUUUUUAUUUUUUAAGUUUACAAACAGCUGAAGAACAACGAACUAGAGCUAGAUUGAAUUAUGACAAUGAAGUUAAUAAAAUGUAUUCCAUUCAUCAUAAUGCAUUUGAUUUCACCAUAUUACCAUUAAAAAUGAUCGAUUUAAUUCAAGAACGUUGUCGAAUGAUAGGUGAACUUACGAAGAAAAUAAUGUUCAAGAACAAUAAACUUGAUGAUUAUCUUGGUAUUUAUCCAACUACUCGAGAAUAUCAACUUUGGAUGUUGAAUCCAUAUGAUAAAAAUGGCAAAGAAAUACUAUUUCAAGGAAUUAGAUAUUGUACUGAUGAUGAUGCAUGUCAAUGUAGAAGAUGUAAAAAAAAUCGAAUAAAUGAAUGGCCUUAUGAACGAUCAUUAUGUGCAAAUCUUUUAUAUUUAACUGGCAUACAUAUCAAUGAUAUUAAUUACAAUGAAAUCAUCAAAUUUGAAGAAACUGUAGUCUCCGAUUAUCUACGACAUAUUGGUGAAUUUUGGAAAUAUAUUACUGGAUUAUGUUUAUUAGCUGGUGAAAAUGGCAUUGAAAUAUUACGUCAAUUCAAUAAUGGAUUAUUUGACAAACCAUUUGUAUAUCAUCGUCGACUUCAUAAACCUUGUCGGAAUAUUCCACAUCCGAAAAGAAAUAAAAAAAUAAUUAAAUAUUGUAAACAAAAAUAUAGAAUAUUACAUGAAAUUUUUGAAAAUUGA